Molecule: messenger RNA, 636 nt
Organism: Rodentolepis nana
Lineage: Eukaryota; Metazoa; Platyhelminthes; Cestoda; Cyclophyllidea; Hymenolepididae
Source: the annotation of a GenBank genome assembly
AUGGCUGAAGCGCCUCAAUCUGAUUCCUUUGCUUGGGAAAGAGAUGAUAAUGAUGGUCUAUCCGGCGAAGUUCCUAGCGGAGAUGGUGGCGGUUCGGACCUUGAUGUAGAUUCCAAAAGAGAUAAUAGUUACGUCAUCGAACCCGAAGAAUUAGGGCGCCGUCAAAAUUCUACUUCAGCUUCUUCUAUGGCUAGGUCUGAGGAAGCGGUUGAGGAACAUGCUAACGGACUUGACGACACCAAAGUUUUUUCCCCUAGUAACCCACCUCAUGAAAAUGCCUUUAUGGAAUCUUGGAAGGCUAAUUUUGAGGCUGAUAUUAAAGCUCGGGAUGAAAAAGAAGCUGCGAAAAUAGCUGAGUGGGAAACGACAGCGAAAAAGGAGUUGGAGGCAUGGUACGCCCAUUACCGAAAGCAGAUGGCUCUCCGUUCAGCGGACAACCGCACAGAAGCUCCACGAGAUGCCUCUGGAAAAGCUUACGAUGGAUUCUCUGGCACUGCUCCAACUGUCAGAGACACCGCUGUCUGGGAAAACGUCUGUGGAAUGUGCGAUCUUACUUCCAAGAACACCAAAAGUACUCAUGAUCUCUCACGUAUGAGGGGUCUGUUGUUGAACCUAAAGACACCGUCGUCACAUUAA